AAUUACUUUAAUAGUUUGCACAGGGUACUCGUGUAGUGAAGUUUUUUGGUGUCUUAAAAAAAAUGCGUCGCUCAAAAAUGAACAUCAAUCCGGAUCUCGGUGAUUUAGAGGAGAUGUUAGCUCACGUCCAAACUCAACUGGAACAGGAGAUCGAUUUGGAGCAGAAAUCGAAAAUGCCUUCGAUAACCAGCGUCCAAGAAUCACCGAAGUCAGUGAAGAGGAGUACGUCUUUCAAUCGUUCCGAUUGCGAGCUCCGUAGGGCUCCUAAGCCGCCUAUCCACAGUAAUUCUAUUACGAACCACCAUGGACCCUGCGAGGGCAGCGAGGAAUACAGUCAACCUAUCACGAAUAACCUUCGAGGCUCCCAAACCAGUCUCAAAUAUGAUGAGAUGGGCUCCAGAAUAUCGUUUCAGUCUUUCCGGUCAGAGCCGGUACAAAGGCACUCCGUUCUUAGUUUACCCGACAAAAGAGGAUCGUCUUCAUCUUUGAACGGCCGAGCUAAAACCGCCACGCUGCCCAGGGGAUACGGGUCGACGAAGGAGUCCAAUUGGGACGAAUAUUGGGCUAAUGAACAGUCAAUAAGCAGCGCCCGCGCCUCCGUCAUGGUGUACGACGAUGGGCAGAAGCGCUGGGUACCUUCGGGCAGCUCGUCCGGCCUGUCCAAGGUCCACAUCUAUCAUCACACCCAGCACAAUACCUUCAGGGUGGUGGGCAGAAAACUUAAUGAUCACGAGGUGGUGAUAAACUGCGGAAUUGUGCGAGGUCUAAAGUACAACCAGGCGACCGCCACGUUUCACCAGUGGCGCGACGCUAGACACGUUUACGGCCUCAACUUCUCCUGUAGAGAGGACGCGGAUAGCUUCGCGAGGGCUAUGAUGCACACAUUAGAGAUACUAGCGAACAAGCCGAACGUGAACUCAGCGCCGCCGCCCCCUCAGGCCCUAAACCCGCCCGCCCCCUACAACGGCCACAACAACACGUACAACCACGACGAGGACAUGGGGUACAGAACGAUGACAAGAGAAGACGCAGCGAUCCUUCAACAGCAGCCCCAAUACCACGCUGCACAGCACCAGCCUCACCAGAACCACCAGCAAUACCAUCCGCCGAGCCAGUACCACGCGCCGCACCCACACCCGCAUCAGGCGCAAGCAACGCCCCCUGCUCCGCCCCCUCAUGGGGUUCACCACACGCUGCCUCAUCAGCCCAGUCAACCGACACCAGGACAUCACCGCACUAACAGCGCUCCAAUGGCCCCGAACAUGUCCCUAUCGGCGGCUGGUCCCCCCGCGCCCCCCGCGCCGCCCCCCGUGCCCCCCCACCAGAACCUGGCGCCGACCAACAAUGGUCCAGUAGCGCCACCGACUCCGCCCGCGGCGCCACAACCACCACCGAUGCAGCAAGUUCAGCAGCCGGCCCCAGCGCCGAGCGCCGGCCCUCCACCCCCGCCCCCGCCGCCGGGCGCCCCGGGCCCCGCCCCCCCGCCGCCGCCGCCCCCGCCCCCGCAGCCCGACCUCACGGGCCUCGCUGCACAAUUACAGCAGGCUAGACUUAAGAGACAGGCCAAGCAGCAAACGACACCAACAACGACGGAGGCCGCGUCUCCGAGCGGCGGAGAGCACUCAGGGUCCUCCUCAUCGUCAGCCGGCAGCGGCGGCGCCCGCGGCACCCUGCACUGCAUGAUGAACGAAAUGGCCAGGACCCUCGCGCGGCGGAGGGCGCACCUCGACAGGGCGGAGGAGUCGUCGACGGAGAGCUCCGUGACGUCGACUCCGCUGAAGACCUGGGAACGCAGCGCCACCCUCCCGCACCGCCUCCCAGCCGCCUGCAAUGGGACCACAGCCACCCCGGAGUCGGCGGGGCAGCCGCCGGCGCAGUCCCCGCGCUCGGUGCGAAAGCGCUUCGGUUCCGCCAGCGAGGAGACCAUUCUAAAGCAAGUGAACGGUGGCGAGGGAGGCUGCGUCACGGCUGCAGAGUGGGACGCCUUCAAGCAGGAGAUGAUGAAGGAGAUGCGCAAGGAACUUAACAUCAUGAAACGAGAAAUUAUUGAUGCUAUGAAAGCGGAGUUCUCCCGCAGGUAAGGGAGACGAGCGAAUCCGGAGUGAAUGCUAGUCGACCGCACACGAUAUCAGAACAAAUAUUUUAAAAAUAAAACUCCAUUAUUACUAUAUAAUAAUACGUACGAUACUUAAUUGUAUAGAAGUAACUGUUGGCAACACAUGUACACGUACUCUUUGUGCUUCAGUGUUGCCAAUCGAUAAAAGAAAGUAUUUAAACUAAGAGUUGCAAACGUGUACGUAAUGCUGUUUCGGCUAUUCGUAAGUGCUCCAUUUACAAGGUUACGGAUGAUUUGCGUAUUAUCGUUAUGGCAUCGCCCAUGGACAGCAGCGCGACGGGGCAGCCUUAAACUACCGUACAAUACCUUCGUUGUAUGUGGGUUUCUAAAUUACCAUGAGUAGCUUGUUACGGCUUUAUUAGUCAAUAUGAGCGAUGCAAUAAUGAAGCUACGACUUCACAUAGUACUCUCUGCGGAACUUAGAGUUGUCACAUCACUCGUUUGAAUUCUCGUAAAAAUUAGAUUUGAAGAAAAUUUGAUUUUUAGAAUCAGAUUUGAUUAGUCAAUUGAGCUGGUGGUGUCUCCUGGUGUUAAGAGUAAGAGAGUGUCGGUUGUCAUGGAAUACUUGACUGACAACCUUGGGCAGUGAAACCCGCAGCCUAAAAACAGUUUUUUCAUGUUCUUUUGUCCGUAUUGUUUCGAUUGCGCAAAAUAAAACGAAACUGGAAAAUGGAGCCUUAACGAAAAUGAAAUAGAAGUCAAUUUUAAAUGAUUGAUUCAGAUGAUUUCUAUAAAAUGUCUCAGAGCUACAUGAAUACACGAGUGAUUGUUUAUCAUAAAGAAAAUUAGAGUUUUUUUUUUUUUUUAUUGUAAGCAAUGGAAAGCUGUAACUGCAUUUGUAUAAUUUUUUGAAAGAAGCACUGCCAUUUUAGAAAUACCCUCACAUAAAGUAAACUAAAAUAUCUGUUCGAAUCACGAGCUGCGGUUAAAUGUGAUUUAAAAACUAAACAUAUUAAAAUAUAAACAACGACGGUCAGGCAACACAGGACAAUCGAUGUUGCCAUUUAAAAAAAUAUAUUGUAAAAUCGAUAAUCAUUUAGAUAAUCGACUAAACGACGAAAUCGUCACAUAGACUUAUUCAAGCACGAAUAUCGAAGCAUGAGUUGUUUUUUUUUUAAUUUUAUACUUAAAACGCAUAUAUUUAUUGUAUUACGUAUGUGUACGUAGUUUUUAAGGCGACCGCGUGUUCGACCGUUGCUUUUGUACGCAUUAGAUUCGUAGUGUGUCGAACGUGUCGCAGCGGUCCGUGGGCUGCAUCUGGCAGCAUAGUUUUAAAAAAUUAAGUCAUAAAGAAGAAAUCACUUUCAUAUGCAAUGCUUCGUUUGUAUUAUUACUGUUAUUGUUGGCUAGGGUUCAAGAUAAAUUAAAAUUCUUACCGAAGUACAAAUUAAAACUGUAUUAGCACUUCUUCC
This is a messenger RNA of Bombyx mandarina (wild silkworm), 3528 nucleotides long. RefSeq names its product ENAH actin regulator enabled (gene ena). Lineage: Eukaryota; Metazoa; Arthropoda; Insecta; Lepidoptera; Bombycidae. The record is from RefSeq and is a predicted model, not a curated record.